Salarias fasciatus (jewelled blenny) is the source of this 4497-nucleotide messenger RNA. RefSeq names its product N-deacetylase/N-sulfotransferase (heparan glucosaminyl) 3 (gene ndst3). Gene Ontology annotation, molecular function: hydrolase activity; deacetylase activity; heparan sulfate N-sulfotransferase activity. NCBI's taxonomy places the organism in Eukaryota, Metazoa, Chordata, Actinopteri, Blenniiformes, Blenniidae. The record is from RefSeq and is a predicted model, not a curated record. The transcript has 15 exons. Gene Ontology annotation, cellular component: Golgi apparatus. Bases 734 to 3373 code for a protein of 879 amino acids.
GGCGCUCUUCAAAAACCGGCGCAUUUACGCGCGACAGCCGGUUGUUAACGGGCAAGCCCGCGAUCGGCGCGCCUCCAUCUAGUCGCCGCCUAAUCUCCACCUUAAUAAGCCGCGAUAAAGGGAGAGGGGAGAUGACAGCGGGGUAGACAGGGGAGCGGGUGAAAGCGAAGAAUGAUGAAAAGGGGGAGGAGAACGGAUCAUUCCGGCUGGCCGCCCCUGCUGCACUAGUGGAGAGGAGAGAGAGAGAAAGAGAGAGAGGGGGAGAGAGAGAGAGAGAGAGGGGGAGAGAUGGCACAACGCCUCAGCAUCCAAAACAUACGGGAGUGGUGCGCCACCGAGACCGGAGCCCCGGACUUACCCGUAGCAGCGUCGCGCUCAGCGCUCGCCGGCGCGCCUCUCCCCGCACAGCAGCGCCGCAGCCCCGGGUAGAGAUAUUAAUCAUCGCUCGCUCUGUCUGUGCAUGCACUUCUUCCGUGAGGAUUUGAAGGAGAGCUCCUCGGCCGAAUUUCCUCAAUCAAGAUCUUCGUUCCCCAAUAUCCGCCAGCAGCUCCUUUCUUCACCUGCCAUGGUGACAUGACACACCCCUGAGUGGCUUUGCUCCUGUCUCACACAGAUAGACAUCCUGGUGGGUUUGUCUGACCCCGAUACUUCUGCACGCAACUCCCCAGAUUCCGGCAAACCGAAAAAGACAACUGCUUCCCGCGACACACGCAACACACGUCUGCGGUUCACGAUGUCCGUGGCUGUGCGAUUCAGACGUCACCUGCGUCGCCUCCUGCUCCUGCUGGCCUCCUGUUGUCUCCUCUCGCUCCUCCUAUCUGCAUAUUUUCUCUUUACAAACUCUACCCCCUCCAUGCAGCUUGGGCAGUCUGCCGAGCCGGCCUGCUCUCAGCCGCUCUCCAUGUCUCCUUAUCGCCAGCUCCCGUACCCGUACCCUCCGAACCCGCCGCACACACACAUCCACACCGACCCGGUGGUGCUGGUGCUGGUGGAGUCCCAGUACUCCCAGUUAGGUCAGGACAUUGUGGCAAUCCUGGAGUCUGCACAUUUUCAGUUCCGCAUGGAGAUCGCCUCAGGAAAGGGCGACCUUCCGCCGCUGACAGAAAAGGGCCGUGGACGAUAUUCACUCAUUAUUUAUGAGAAUUUGUUAAAGUAUGCACAUGCAGACACAUGGAACAGACAGCUGUUGCAUCAAUACUGUACUGAGUACAGAGUUGGCAUCAUCGGGUUCUUUCGUUCCACGGAGAACUCCCCAUCUGUCCUGAAAUUCAGAGGCCUGCCGCUGGUGCUGAGGACCAACCAGGCGCUCUGGGACUGCUGUGUAGUUUCCAGCUCGCCUCUGCUCCACCUGACCAAACCCGGCACAGAUCGAGGGGCCUUACCCGGAGACGACUGGACCACUUUCACCUCCAACCACUCCACAUUCCAGGCCGUACUGCACGCGCGGGCUAAAGAAGGCACGGGGGCGGGAAGCGGAGAUAAUCCGGGGCCUGGCUUCAGCCUCGGCCUCCAGGCCACCGUGGUUCAGGACAUGGGACUUUAUGACGGGGUGAGGCGAGUGCUCUUCGGCCAGGGACUGGGCUACUGGCUCCACAGACUCAUCCUGGUGGAUGCGAUUUCCUACCUCACAGACAGGAAGCUGACUUUGGGCCUGGAUCGGCACAUACUGGUGGAUAUAGAUGACAUUUUUGUCGGGAAGGAGGGGACACGCAUGAACGCCAAGGAUGUGAAGGCACUUCUCGAGACUCAGAAACAGCUGCGGUCUCAGAUCUCCAACUUCACCUUCAACCUCGGCUUCUCUGGAAAAUUUUACCACACAGGCACGGUGGAGGAGGAUGAAGGAGACGAUCUACUACUGAAGUAUGUAGAUGAGUUUUGGUGGUUCCCCCACAUGUGGAGCCACAUGCAGCCUCACCUCUUCCACAACGAGUCCUCGCUGCUGGAGCAGAUGGUCCUCAACAAGGAGUUUGCUCUGGAGCACAGCAUCCCCGUGGACAUGGGCUACGCCGUGGCGCCCCACCACUCCGGCGUGUACCCGGUGCACCUGCAGCUGUACGAGGCCUGGAGACGGGUGUGGAACAUCAGGGUGACCAGCACCGAGGAGUACCCCCACCUCAAACCCGCCCGCUACCGCAAGGGCUUCAUCCACAACAACAUCAUGGUGCUGCCUCGUCAGACAUGUGGCUUGUUUACUCACACCAUCUACUAUAAGGAAUACCCUGGCGGACCUAAAGAACUGGACAAAAGCAUCCGUGGGGGAGAGCUGUUUCUCACAGUGCUGCUCAACCCGAUCAGUAUAUUCAUGACCCACCUCUCCAACUAUGGCAACGAUCGACUGGGUCUUUACACCUUCGUCCACCUGGCCUCCUUCCUGCACUCAUGGACGAACCUGAAUCUUCACACACUCCCGCCGCUCCAGCUCGCAAACAAGUACUUUCAGCUGUUUCCCGAACAAAGGAACCCACUCUGGCAGAAUCCGUGCGAUGACAAACGGCAUAAAGACAUCUGGUCGAAAGAAAAAACCUGCGACAGGUUGCCCAAGUUCAUGGUCAUCGGACCGCAGAAAACAGGAACCACGGCACUUUAUCUCUUCCUGCUCAUGCAUCCCUCCAUCUCCAGCAACUUCCCCAGUCCAAAGACUUACGAGGAGGUGCAGUUCUUCAACACCAACAACUACCACAAAGGCAUCGACUGGUACAUGGAGUUUUUCCCGAUGCCCUCCAACGUUAGCACAGACUUCCUGUUUGAGAAGAGCGCAAACUAUUUCCCCUCGGAGGAGUCCCCACGGCGAGCUGCUGCCCUGCUGCCCAAGGCCAAGAUCAUCACCCUGCUCAUCAACCCCUCUGACAGGGCCUACAGCUGGUAUCAGCAUCAAAGAGCUCACGAGGACCACGCGGCGCUGCGCUUCACGUUCUACGACGUGAUCAGUGCGAGACAGGGCGCACCGCCCGAGCUGCGCUCCUUACAGAACCGCUGCCUCAUCCCCGGCCUGUACGCCACUCACCUGGAGAGGUGGCUCACCUACUACCCUGCUAACCAGGUGAUGAUCAUAGACGGCCAUCAGCUGAGGACUGACCCUGCGGCGGUGAUGGAUGAAGUACAGAAGUUCCUGGGAGUCACUCCUCACUUUAACUACUCCCAGGCCCUGACCUUCGACCCACAGAAAGGCUUUUGGUGCCAGCUCCUCGAGGGAGGAAAGACCAAAUGUUUGGGGAAAAGCAAAGGACGGAAGUACCCGCCGAUGGAGCCAGAGGCACGUGCGUAUCUCUCCAGGUACUACAGGGAACACAAUGUGGAGCUGUCGAAACUGCUGCAUCGCCUCGGACAGCCUCUUCCCUCUUGGCUUCGAGAGGAGCUGCAGAAGGUUAGAUAACCUUUGCAUCCAUGAGCCAGGGUUAAAGGUCAAGGAGUCAGAGGCCAGAAAGCCACCGCGAGCGUCUGGACCUCCGGAUGCACUGUCUGUGGCCUUUUUGUGGACCCUGAGGUGACGGCAAGCACAGGGUGCCUUGUUUCACCGAGGAGCUGUGACGCUGCCCAAGGCAGCAGGAGUCAUGGAAGCACGCAAGGAAACUUCAUGAGCUGAAACGAUGGAUGGAUGGAUGGAUGGAUGGACUGUCUGAGGUGGUGAAAGCAGCUCUGAAGUGAGUGGGACUGAGAGGAAGGACGGACCCCGAUAUCACAAAGAAGAGGAAUUUGGGAGACGCUCGGAAGUCUCUGAUACCCAAACCCUGUUCUGAACUGCUGCGAACUAUCAAGCAGACCUGCAGUGACUUCAGUGUUUUCUUUUUGUUUGUUUUAUCUUUAAAUUAUGUUGCCAGAGCAGCGCUGGUCAGCUGUGCAUGGCUCUCAUGGAAGGGACACAAAAACCACCAAGUAUGUGUUUUUUUUUUCCAUUUAUUUAGUUUUGUUUGUUUGUUUUGUUUUUGAGAGAGAGAGAAUGAGCAUGGAGGACAAGUGGAUAAACUCAGGGGGAUUGACAGGCUGUUACUUUCCAUCCUUUUUAUUUUUCCUUUUUUUUUCAUGUUAAAAGUUUGGGGUAUUUCCAAAAACCUCGUUCACCUUUUGAGAUGUCACUUGAUGCUUUCACUCGAAAGUCAAGACUGGAAAUGAGUCACUGAAACAAAAAGCAUGGCCUGCUAAUUAUUUUCCCCAAGUUGUCCAGAGGAAUACUGUGUUCAUUUGACAAAGAAUGAGGACAGAUGCCUUCGGCUCUGAGGAGACAGGUUUGGGGAGAAGACCAAAAUCCACCUGUUGGAUGGAACACGUAUGAGUUCUAAGACUGUUCCAAUAGCUACUGUAACUGCAGGCGGUUUUUGUUUCAUCAGUAUCUCAAUUUAAUCUCAACCUCAUUCUUUUGUGUUUAUCUUCAGUUUCAAUGCAAAAAACCCUAAAUGUCAAACACAGAAACCAAAAUUAAAGACGUGGUUACGACCAAAUGCAUACAAUGUUUUUAAUGACCUGCUAACACAUCACAUUUGGUUGAACAUUGCUACUCUU